Molecule: messenger RNA, 1311 nt
Organism: Monosiga brevicollis MX1
Lineage: Eukaryota; Choanoflagellata; Craspedida; Salpingoecidae
Exons: 2
Coding region: 218-1036 (272 amino acids)
Source: RefSeq, a predicted model, not a curated record
CUCUUUGGUAAAGGACUGACGCUGUUCCCCCCCCCUGUCACCUGCCCGGGCGCGGCCCUGUUUUGAUUGGAAGACGUGUCGACGUUGAACGAUAGUGGGUGACUAGGAAGAGAGGGGUUGCCUGGGGGAGAGAGGGAGAGGGCACUUGGCCUCGGGUGGGCUCUCGAGGUCAUGGUGUCUGGCACAUUUCCGUGAGCUGGGCGUGAGCGCGGGCAAGAUGGCAACCUCUGAAUUGACACCGGCUCAGCGUUUUCUGCUGGAGGAGAAUCGAAAGACGUUGCAGGCGUUGCGCACUGAGCUUGGAGACCUUAAGGAAAAAAACCGAGAUGAGGAGUCACAGGCGGAAAACUUGGCCCGCGUGACAGAAGAGCUGGCGGCGACGCGCCUUGCGCUGGCGACAGAGCGCGAACAACAUGCGCAGGCGCGUGCCCGGAUCGAGCAGUUGGAAAGCCAGCAAACACAGCACGUUCAAGAGCUAGCACAGCUGGCCACGCGCAUGACGGCCCAGCAAGGCCAAAUUGAGGCUUCAUCAGUGCUGCGUGCAGAAAAUGAUGCACUUCGAGACGACAAUCGGGCCUUGCAUCGUGCGCAGGCCGAGUUGACCAUGCAACUACAUCUGCUGCGGCGUGCCUUUCACGGCGACGCGCCUCAACCAGUGCCAGCAAGUGCAACGACAACGACAACGACCACUCUACCAGGUGGUAGUCAGCCCGGGGCCGCACCUGGGGCUGUACGUUGUUUACCGAAUUUACGCAAAGAUGAUGGCCCGUCAACUUUGGCCCCCUCACCACCGCGGCAUCCGGCACCCCACACCACGUCACCGCGGCGCCACCAUACCCAUCACGUUCGCCGCAGCUUGCCGUCAGCAUUGCCCAAGCCCUCCACGUUGGAAGUUGCCCGCGUUGAUCAAGAGCUGCGUACCCUCGUGGAGGAGCGUCGUCGUGGGGCGUCGGCGACAGAGCGGCCUGGGAGUCACCGACGCCGCGUAUUGGGGCCCAUUGCACCCGACUCAGCCACCAACAGUCCCCGUCUGUAAUGGACGAAACGUUCUUUGUGAACGGCAACGCGCCUUGCAGCGCGCGCGCGUGUGUGUACCGAGUGGUAGACAACGAUACUUGAGAUGAAUGAACCUUAUCGACCUUUGAAUGCUUUACUACAAUUGUUUCGAAUACCUUACCCCGUCUUGUCAUGCCUCGUGCAUGACAGACUCGCAGUGCGAGCGACGGACGUGCAGGGUGAGGGCACACCAGGCAGGGGUGUUGACCCUUGAACUCGGACCUUUGGCGUAGCAUGUAAAUUGAUGGAUUACAG